This is a messenger RNA of Girardinichthys multiradiatus, 918 nucleotides long. RefSeq lists its product as uncharacterized. The record is from RefSeq and is a predicted model, not a curated record. NCBI's taxonomy places the organism in Eukaryota, Metazoa, Chordata, Actinopteri, Cyprinodontiformes, Goodeidae. Gene Ontology annotation, molecular function: oxidoreductase activity. The transcript is spliced from 8 exons.
AUGCGAGGAUGUGUGGUUAGCCAGCAGGAGGUGGAAAGCUUCAUUGGGAGGCGUUUAACAACAGUGGGUGCCAAACCCCAUCAUGCUAGCAGCCUAGCUGAGGUGCUGGUGACAGCUGACUGCAGGGGGCACUAUAGUCAUGGACUCAACAGGAUGGACAUGUACCUAAAGGACAUACAGACAAGAGUCUGUGCAGUCGAAGGUGAGCCAGUGGUGGAGAAGGAAAGUGCAGCCACAGUGCUGGUGGAUGAGAAAAACCUCUUGGGCCCAGUCGUGGGAAACUUCUGCAUGAAUCUGGCAAUUAGAAAGGCCAAAGAGGUUGGGAUUGGCUGGGUGGUGGCACAUGGUGGGUCACAUAUCUUCUCUGAUUUCUAUAGGAGUAGACUUUCCUCUGUGGAACUGAAUGAGCAGUGAGGGGACCCCAUUCCUGAUAGCUGGGGCUGUGACCCACAGGGACAUUUAAUGACGGACCCAAAAAGUGUUCUGACCGGAGGAAGAUUGGUCCCCAUCGGUGGUAGUGAAGCCACUGGUGGCUACAAAGGUUAUGGUCUUGGAAUGAUGGUGGAGGUCUUCUGUGGGAUCUUGGCUGGUGCCCAAUACAGCAAAUAUGUCCGCACAUGGAAAGUUACUGACCGUGUUGCCAACCUGGGCCUGUGUUUUGUUGCAAUCAACCCAGAAAACUUUGCUCCAAGGUUUAAUGAGAGGAUGUCAGACCUGCUGUCCAUCCAGAGAGACCAUGACCCCGCUGAUCCGGGCUCGCCUGUUUUGGCUCCUGGAGAUCCAGAAAGGAUGAAUACGAAGAAGUGUGAGGAGAUGGGUGGAACACCCUACCAUAUCAAUGUCAUCAAGUACAUUAACGAUUAUGCAAAGAAAAUUGUCAGCCAGCUGCUGCCAUGUGACAAGAUCGUCUCCAUUUAG